Rhincodon typus (whale shark) is the source of this 1603-nucleotide messenger RNA. Its product is annotated as pyruvate dehydrogenase (acetyl-transferring) kinase isozyme 2, mitochondrial-like. Gene Ontology annotation, biological process: protein phosphorylation; regulation of glucose metabolic process. The record is from RefSeq and is a predicted model, not a curated record. Gene Ontology annotation, molecular function: pyruvate dehydrogenase (acetyl-transferring) kinase activity. Gene Ontology annotation, cellular component: mitochondrion. The coding region runs from base 17 to 601 and encodes 194 amino acids. Lineage: Eukaryota; Metazoa; Chordata; Chondrichthyes; Orectolobiformes; Rhincodontidae. The transcript has 4 exons.
CGGGCUCGGGCUCGCGAUGAAGAUCCUCCGAUGGCUCCUGAAGGGCCGGGGUUCAGCCCCCACCCUCACCCCCACCCCGGCCCUCACCCCCACCCCCACCCCGGAUCCGGAUGCUGCUCCCAGACAGCUGGAGCAUUUCUCGAAGUUCUCGCCAUCGCCGCUCUCUAUGAAACAAUUCCUGGACUUCGGUACCAGAAACGGUUGUGAAAAGACCUCCUUCAUAUUUCUACGACAAGAACUUCCAGUACGGCUUUCGAAUAUCAUGAAGGAAAUCAGCCUACUUCCAGAUAAUUUGCUAGGAACUCCAUCUGUUCAAACUGUUCAAAGUUGGUAUGUGCAAAGUCUCACUGAUAUUCUGGAAUUUUUGGAUAAAAGCCCUGAUAGUUACAGAGUUUUGUCAGACUUUUCAGAUACACUGAUCAACAUUCGAAAUCGGCACAAUGAUGUUGUCCCAACUAUGGCCCAGGGAGUCAUAGAAUAUAAAGAAACAUUUGGGGUGGAUCCCAUAGUUAAUCAAAAUGUGCAAUACUUUUUAGACCGAUUCUAUUUGAGCCGAAUCUCUAUCCGCAUGCUCAUCAACCAGCACAGUAAGUAUGAGUGAAAAGCUUUGAAAUGAACACUGACAGCUUACUGUAAUACUACUUUAACUAGAAAUAUGCCACAUGUUGCCAUGUCAAACCAAAAAGGUAGGUACGCAAUAUGGCAGAUGUUGGGUAUGCAAAGCAAAGCAAAGCAAAGCAGAAAAGCUGACCAGCAUUAACCUCUGUGGAAAGAGAAAAAGAAUAAUGGAGGCAAGGGAAAGAUAGAACAUGUGAAAGAGAAUUGCACCCUUCCUGUUGGCAACAAUCUAAUAUCCAGCUAAAUGAACCAAAUGGACACCCUCAGACUUCAAGAUACUAUGGCCGCAUACACUUUUACAUGCGUGUCUUAGAGUACAGCUACAAUUAGUGAUAGUAGAGGGUCCAAUUCGUUUCCAUCACAUGGCUAACCAGGAAUCUGCCCUGCUUUUGUAGUCUGUCAUUGACAUAUGUUGGAAGGAUUGACUAGUUGAUUUGGCCACAUUACGAAUCCACCCUCUUUGAUAAUCAAGUAUUGGAGUAGAACUUGAAGCCCAAGCUUCUGACUCAAGGAACAAAAACUAUUAACUGUGUCACAAGACCUCCCCUUUAUUUUUAUUUUUCUUAAUUUUAUAGUUUCUCUUUUUAGGUUUCAGUAAAAUUUUGGUAUUUUGUCCUCUCCCUCUGAUGAGAGAAUGGGCAUAAAGUACACCCUUAACAUUCUUGUUACAAUUAAUGGGACGGAUGAGCUGAUAAUCAAACCUCACUACUCCACAAGUCAUAACAUUAGUGUCGGAUUUUUAAUUCAAUCACCAAAAUGGCCAAGUGAUUUCUUUUUAUUACCUUUUAUCAUAAUAAGAGAUUUUCACUUGGUUUCUUUAAUAAAAUCAAAAACAACUCAUGUAUUAUAAACCAAACUUUUUCUUUCAACAAGUGGAAAAAUAUGUUAUCAACUAAGCAUACUCAAAGUAUCAAACUAAGUAUAUCCCAUCCGGGAUAACACAGUGUGGAGCUGGAGGAACACGGCAGGCCAGGCAGCAUCAGAG